Messenger RNA from Blepharisma stoltei, 1374 nucleotides. The record is from the annotation of a GenBank genome assembly. NCBI's taxonomy places the organism in Eukaryota, Ciliophora, Heterotrichea, Heterotrichida, Blepharismidae.
AUGGAAUGCUGAAAGUUGGGAUGCAAAAAUAAAGUCAAAGUUCUCUGCAAGUGUGUGGUUCCUGCCCUCUACUCUUGCAAAACCCACUGAUAUAAGCAUUCUCAAGCUGCUUCUAUUAAAAAACACGAUUUUGAACACUUACAAUUAAAACCAAAUCAAGGAUAUAAGGAAGCCCUAAUUGAAGAGCUGCAUAGAUUAUCAAGAGAAUUGCUUGAUAUAAAAGAAAACUUAAUAAAAGAAACAUACAAGAAAAUACAGGAAUUAAAAUUAUCACUUAUUAAAGAGCUAGAAAAUAUUGAGAAAAUAAGAAUAAAUCAACUUGAUUUAAUUAGAAAGAUUGACUCGGUAAAAACAAUACCAAAAAUAAAUCAAAAUCCACUUGAAAAGCUAUUAAGCUUAGAUCCAGAUAGUGCCCGAAAAAAGUUGGAUGAGCUUGGGUGCAGAUUUAAUCGUUCAGAUUUUGAAAGCAAUGAAAUUGUAUUUUUUAGGACUAAAACAAAAAACUCAGUUAGAGUAAAUUUGACCAAUUUUUCAAAGUCUGAGCAGCAGAUAGACAUUCUUCAAACCGAGGUUAGCUCUGCUCAACAUAUUUCUAUGUGUCUUCUUCCUGAUAAAUCGAUAUUUUGCUAUGGCGAUCGUCGCUCAUCUGGAAUAGCAUUUAGAUUGUAUCCAGAUAACACUAUUAAGCAACUUUCAAAUGGAGAUCCGUCAAGAAGUAUGGGUGCUGUGUAUCAUGAUGGCUUUAUUUACUUAUUUGGAGGAUAUAAUGCUUAUAAUGUGAAUGAUGAUGAUUAUUAUAUUAAUGAUCCAUUGAAUCAAGCAGCGAAAUAUGAGCUAUCAACUGAUAAUUGGUAUUAUCUGAAGAGAAAUUUACUACAUGCUUUUGGCAUAAAGUUUUCCAUAUUGAGUAAAGUAUUAUAAUUUAUUAGGAUAUUAAAAUAAUGGAAAAAAAGUUUUAGUAGAGAAUAUAAAAUUUGCCCUCUGAAAGAAAAUCUAAGCUGAGUUUCAUGUAUUGCAGGAAAUUAUGGAAUCGCAUUUGUUGGGUAUCAAAAUAAAAAACUAUAUUCAUAUAAUCAUAAGCAAGAUAUUUAUAAUGAAAUUUAUCUCAACUUCCAAGCUAAUACUUAUAAAGUCUUGCUUCAGGCAGAAAAUAGAGUGUUUUUAAUCGAAUCCUCAAGAAAUAUAUAUGAAAGUGAGCCAAAUAAACUAAGCAAUUGGAAAACUAUAGGACAAUCGCAGAUUUUCUGUAGUAAUAGAGCAGCAUACCAAGUUUAUUUCAAUCAAAGUUGCUAUUUCAUGGACAAUAAGUAUAAAAUAUAUAAAUUUGAUAUGAAGAGCUUACAAUUAACGAUGACUGAGGUAAAAUUUCAAUAA